AUGGCGUUCCAGCAGUUUGAGAAAGCCAUCGUGUCCAUCAGUCCGAAGCUCAUCGGGAGCGAGUUUGGUGUAUUCCAGGAUAGCGAAUUUCAGCCGGCUCUCACAAUCAUGUACCCAAUCGCCUGGCUCCAGAAGCAGAUCCUCGCUGUUGCGCCGAGCGACUACACGCCGGUCCCAAUACUCAACAUCGUCUACCUCCCGCCAAGCCACUCCACCCCAGCCGUCCUCCACUCUGAACCGACACCGCAAGCCGGACCACUCCCAUUCUACCUCGAUCUCUGGCACACUCUUACCUCGACUCUGGCUGCGGUCAUGGAUGGUUUCAAUCACUCCCCUCUACUCUUCUGGCUUCUCCUCUCGGCUUUACUCCUGCUCUUCAUCAUCAUCGGCGCAUCAUGCUACUUCCUUGGGGUAGCUCGAGCGCGAAAGGACCCAGUUCAUGAGGAUAUCACACCGCUCGAUGCACUAGCCAAGAGCUCGAAUCUCGGGAAGCGGCACCUGGCCAUAGCUGCUGUCGUGGGCUUCUUGCUCGGUCUCACCGAUAUCUCUGGUCAAUUCUGGAAGCUGGCCGCCAAAAUUCAUGUCACCAGCGGCUCCUUUGUCACCGUUUGCCUUGUCGCAUACUUUGUCCUGCUCAAGUACAUUACCUGGAAGGCCUUACCAGUCGCGGAAAUCUUUCUCGAACACGGAAUGCUCGCAUCUGCUGCCAUACUAUCGGAAGAGCCUGCCACAGCUGUUCCUGUCGCGGAGACAUCGCGACCAUCGACAUCCUCUCGCGGUAUGCAGACCGGUGAUCUUCCUGUGUCGCCUGCUGCACCACCAUCGCCUGUUCUCGACUUCUGCAUUCCCGCCUGCGCCGCUGUAUCGACUGAGCCGACCGUCCCCGCCGUUGCUGUUGUCGAGAACAAGCCUUCGCCGACUGUCGCAGCUGUCCCUGUCCUCCGCAUCGUUCGUCCAUACCGCGGCACUACACCGACUGAUCUCGCGGCGAGUGCUCCUGUUGCUGUGGUUGAGAAGUCGUCAUCCUUCGUGUUCAGCGGCCCAGCACCCACGGCCGAAGACUUCGAAUUCUUCGCUCCGUCCGCCUUCUGCGCCGCCAACCCUGAUGCGCCAAAGCGUUUUCCUGCGGCCCAGCAGCAGAUUCCUGUUCGCGACGAGGAGAAGCCUGGCAAGCUCGUCGCCGGCUCGAACCCCACCGCCGCCGAGUUCAGCUUCGGUUCGCUGGGCUUGGCGACCAAAGCCUUCGGGCCUGGCCCAGAAUUCGAGCCGGCCAGACCCCGGCAGUUCAAUUUUGCUGUCGCAGACGGGACGACAAGCAACGCUGGGGCGGUCGUCUCCCAGCCGUACAGGCUGCAGGGGGGUGAGCUCACCGAGAGCAGCACCAUGAUCCCUGUUCCGGUAGUCGAGAAGAGCGCACCAGAAGCUGCGACCAGUGAGACGGUCACGCCAGAGCCAGCUCAGGAACCACAGGUGCCGGAGCUAGCGGCUGAAAAGCAGGUCGGCGCUGAAGGGCCUGACGGUCGGCAGGAAGAGCAGGGUGUCUGGGGUGAGCAUCGUGCGGGAAGUGAGAGGACGCACAGGAAUAGGAAGUUGAGAGGAAAGAAAAGAGCGGCGGCAAGGGGGCAGGUGGUCUUUGAGUGGAGGGAAGACGGCAUUGCGAAGGAGUAUGAGGGUGGGAGGGUGGACUGGGAUGAUGAGCUGAAGUCCAACGCCCUCGACGCGCGGAGGUGGAGCACGACUCCCGCCAAGGUUGCCAAUGGCCGCGGCGAGGAAGGACAGCCACACCAUAUCCAACGUCAUGCUCGUAUUCUCUCUUUCUACGGAUAUACCCACGACCUAUCCUACAAUUCAGCGCGUGCGAGAGUCCCUCAUCCACCUGCGAGACCACAAUGA
Messenger RNA from Saxophila tyrrhenica, 1893 nucleotides. RefSeq lists its product as uncharacterized. The coding region runs from base 1 to 1893 and encodes 630 amino acids. The transcript has 2 exons. The record is from RefSeq and is a predicted model, not a curated record. NCBI's taxonomy places the organism in Eukaryota, Fungi, Ascomycota, Dothideomycetes, Mycosphaerellales, Extremaceae.